Prorocentrum cordatum is the source of this 3455-nucleotide messenger RNA. Lineage: Eukaryota; Dinophyceae; Prorocentrales; Prorocentraceae. The record is from the annotation of a GenBank genome assembly.
GGCGGGCAGUAUAUUUUAUAUUUCAGCGUUCAUUUUAUCCACAACAAACGUGAUGUCAGUGACAGUUUUGGUGAUACUCUAAUCGAUGAUGCCAGGGAGGGGACAAUCAAGUUUUUCGAGCACUACAGGUCCAAAUACGGUUCUCGCUUGCAGGUGGUGGCGGGCUUCGAUGCGAACGUCACUUUGCCAGGCAACGUGCUUGGGACUACCGGAUCAGGUGUGCGAGACCCUCUUCGGUCUCACAGCCCUUCCAUGCAGCACCCAAUCCUGUCCUGGAUGGAGGCGCUGGGGAUUCGGGCGCUGAACACCUACAACAACGAGGCGGCACACUCUGAGCUCUGGACGUGCGGGUUGCGGAGAAAAGAGAAGGCCAGAUCUCAGAUUGAUUUUGUUGCCGUGUCUGAUGGGCUGGACGGCGUGGGGAAGCCUUUGAAUUUUCUCGACAUCAAGUCCGAGUCAGCUUUAUGGGUGAAGAUGGACCAUCGGCCAGUGCUGGCCGCCAUACGCUGGGAGCCGCGCGAGGGCAUGAGCACGGAGAGCGCACGUCCGACAGCAUUACUCCGGAAACUCCCGAAGGGUACAUUAUCUCAUCCUCGGGUUCGGGAGUCCUUCCUGGGAUCCGUGGUCCGUCCAGACACUCUUCAAGCAGAUCUCCGGUACUUUGAGGACGUAUUGUACGGGAUCGGCCGUCUGCAUCAUGAGUGGGACCGCGAAUGGAGUACCGACGUGAGGGCUACACGACGACAUGCGUUGCGACAGUUACGUUGGAAAUUGCGGGUGGAAGGCGACGUGGCCAACCGAAAAACUAUUAUGAAAACAAUUUGGAAAAUGAUUCGGGAGUCGAGGGCACACAGGCUGCAGCGUAAAUUUGCUAGCAUACGGACAAGUUGCGCAGACAAGCAUUUCAUUCCGACUUCCUUCAAGAUUGAUGGGGCUAUCUCAUACGACAGGGAAGAAUGGAUGCAGGCUGCGUUCAGAUUCGGGCUAAAACGGUUCGGGGAUGAUACCAAUCUUGCAGCGCAUCAGUUGGAUCGUUGGCACGGCCUGCAAGAACGAGUGCAACAAGAAACCCAUGGUACCGACAUCGAGUUCUGGGAUACGCUCCAAGCGCAAGCCUCCAUGAAAGCCGGCGGGGCGGGCGGCGUCGACGGCAACCCAACGGAGGUUUUCAAAGCUUUACCGUUUCUUGCAACUGCCCGCUUGCAUGCUCUUCUUCUUAGGGGCGGAGCGGGAUCCGGAGCCGGCGUCCCAGUCGCCUUACUGGAAAAUAUUGGAGUGCCUGCCGAAAUCGCAUCGUAUCCACGAGCUCGGCGACAUGAGGUGGAUUGGCAAGUCGCCGGUGCUGCAAAAAUGGUUCGUUCGAGCUCUGAGGCCACGUGUUCGGGACAGUUGUCGGCCAUCACGGGUGCACACAUACGGUUUCAAGAAAUGUUUUUCUACUGCUGACUUCAACAGCGUGGUACGAGAAGCGCUGUACGCCGCUGCAGUUUGGAACUUGCCGAUUUGCGUAUCUGGGUAUGACGUUUCCAUAGCGUUCGAUUCCAUGCCGCAUGAAUUGAUGCAGGACUCGUUGCUGGCACGAGGGGUUACCGCUAGAGACGUGGCUCUUCUCAUGGGAGAUCUCACGGGGUUGCGCGCCAGGAUCACAUUACCUUUAGCCGGCACAUCGGAGCCGUUUUUAUUUGCGAAAGGCGGGAAGCAGGGGGGAGUAGAAACCCCAGACGAAUGGAAUUGCAUGACCGAGCACUUGAUGGAGCCCGUCGUCGAAAAAUGGACUGCAUCAUCAAUGGGUUUCAAGUUUCCGGACGAAGAGGGCGGCGCGCAGUGUUUGUUGAACCACGCCGUUUGGGUUGACAAUUUCAUAUUAUUCGCCACCGAUGCGACCAUGACGAAGACCAUGGUCGACGAUGUCAACGUCGCGCUGGGGAGCCACACCGACGCGCACGGCCACAGGUAUCUGAAAUGGAAACCUUCAUCCCCGGAGGUCAUGUGCAGCGGGUCUCUGCGAGGAGCUGAUCCCGCUACCGUCACAGUCACCCAGUACGGCGAGACUUUGGAGUACAAGCGAGUGGACUGCAUGGGUAUCCUGGGAGAUAAGUUCGACGAUGCCGGUUCCACUUUUGUCAGUUACGAGCACAAUAUUCGCAUAGCGGAGGCGCAUUAUUUCAAGCACAGGAAUGUCUUAAGCAAUGUCGGGGCGAGUUUCCGCAGGCGGCUGAAAUUGUGGCAUGACUCUACCGCCACGCGAGCUUGCUACAAUUGCUGCACGUGGCAUUUCACGUCUGGUCUAUUGCAUGCGGCACGCAGGUGGGAGAACAAAAUGUUACGGCGGAUCUUGCGUCUCAAACGGCGCCCGGGUGAAUCGAAUUGGGCAUGCAACGGCCGCACUUCAGAUGCCAUUCGUACGUGGAUGUUUCGCGCCUCGGCGCGCCCCCUACCAGGGCGCAUUCUGAAGGCAGUGUUCAAGAGAGCGUGGAAGGAAACUGCGUUCCACAUUGGCAAUGGGCAGCUACUUCUGCAGGAUUUGCACACUUACCGCAACGCGCAAUGGUGGAGUGGGUGUUUAGCGCUGGCAUCGGAAACAAAACGACGGAAGCUCGGCUUGGUGCGGAAACAUUGCGGGCAGCAGCCCGCAUCUUGGGAGAGACCUUUUGUGGACGUAUGGGGCGUGGAGUGGAGAUCCCAAAUGGCGACGUGCACUACACUGGCACAGUGGCUGCGCAAGUUCGGCGAUUUCCGGGAUUCUCUCUUUCACAUCUGGGUUCUUCCACUCAAGGAGCCGGUGGACGAGGUGGUCGGGAGGCCGGCAAAGCGGAUGAAGUUCAGCACCGGGAUCGACGACAUACCAGAAUGCUUGGCCAACAGCAAGGAGGGUUCUUGGGAUGGCGGAGCACGGCGCGUUUGGAUUCAAGUCGACAACCAGCUGUUGAGAAACAUUUUUGCCGGUCAUGCUCAAUUGAAGUGCGAAUAUACUCGCCCCGUCUGCGUUCGCAUUGGUAGACAGAUACUUCAGUUGCUCGGGGCUGGAGUCCUUCCGAGACGGAACACAACGCCGUUUAUCGAAUGGGACGAGAGACAGUACAACGCCGUCGCGGAUCACGCUGCGAAUGUCGCGCUGGACACGGAUAGCGACUGGGAGAGGAUAUGCGACGAGGUGGUGUGCCGGGCGACCGCCGACCGCAUGAACCUGCGAGUGUGCGUCGACGGUGCCCUGCGAGGAAACGGCAGGGCAGCAGGGGGCAUGGUUAUCUACGGGUACACAGCAACAUCGUGUCGAACCGAAUUGUACAGGGCAGGGAAGUGCUUUGGAAAUCUGAAUUCUUCUUUUCUGGCGGAGAUGCUGGCUUUGGAGUGGGCACUGGGAGCGCUGUCGGCGACGUUCGUGGGUGGAGCGCUAUGGUGACGCAGUGGGUAGGGGUGUGUGCUAGACGCAUUGGCCCGAAUCGUAAAGAAAG